Molecule: messenger RNA, 405 nt
Organism: Aspergillus nidulans FGSC A4
Lineage: Eukaryota; Fungi; Ascomycota; Eurotiomycetes; Eurotiales; Aspergillaceae
Exons: 2
Coding region: 1-405 (134 amino acids)
Source: RefSeq, a predicted model, not a curated record
AUGGCUCGCAACGGGGUCAUGCAGAGAGAUCCAUGGCCAAAUGUGCUAGACGAGGUGACCAAGACCCGAGACCUGGUCGUCAAGGGGAAGCACUUUAGCCUAUCGACCGUGCUAGAUAAAAGUCAGGAAUGGCUGAAGGCGCACGGGGGGCAGUUCGACUUUGUGGAUUCAGAUAAUGGGCAUAUGGGAAUCGCAGCGAAGGAGUGCGGCGUCAGGUAUGGGUAUCUGCAUAUUAUUUCGGAUAAUUUGGCGAAGAAGUAUGCCUAUGAACUGUCGAAUGAGCGCUUGCAGAAAGUACAAAUGGGUCGAAAGAGGCUGAUUCGGGAAAUGAAGGAGGUUCUUGUUGAGUUCUUUAUAAUUCUUCACCGAGAAUUAUCUGCUCUAUCCCUGUAUAACUACUCGUAA